Molecule: messenger RNA, 4001 nt
Organism: Amphimedon queenslandica
Lineage: Eukaryota; Metazoa; Porifera; Demospongiae; Haplosclerida; Niphatidae
Exons: 26
Coding region: 71-3901 (1276 amino acids)
Biological process (GO): protein localization to cell-cell junction; cell-cell adhesion; cell-cell junction organization
Cellular component (GO): bicellular tight junction; plasma membrane
Molecular function (GO): cell adhesion molecule binding
Source: RefSeq, a predicted model, not a curated record
GAACUACAUAAUAUACUUUCAAGUAGAGACUAAUAGACGGAUAACUAUUUUACUGUAAGAGCCUCAGAUAAUGACCAGUUUAGCCCCGAGCGGACCACCUCGUUACACUACCGACCAACCGCCGCCUCCACCGCAGCAGCACCACACGCUAGUCCCUCUCCUCCAUCAUCCUCACUACUCGACCGAGAUGCUCCCAUCAGCUGGAGGACAAUUCGGAGACGACUCUCUCCCAAGAGACCAGUUCACAUCGAUCAUAUCCACCAUGCCGCAGUUUAUAGAAGACGAGCCGUAUCCAGAGAACAGCCUGGAGAGAAAGGAGAGAGAGAUCAUACACACAAACCGAGUGAAACUAACUGAUUACAUACACGAUGCGACUGUGCUCUUUCCUCACAUGAAGCAGCAUGGGAUAUUCUCAGUCUUUGACUGUGAUGUUAUAAAAGGUGAAACCGUUGCUCAUAAUCGUGUUGAUAAGUUCAUUGAUGUCUUAUUGACCAAAGGCCCAAAGGCAAUCGGUGUGUUUCACGAGUCCUUAGGAAAGACCUACCCUGGAGUCUUUGAUUAUUUGACAAGACUUUUUGCCAGCACUGGCAUUGAUUUACCAGAAACAAGACGAAUGAGACCUGCUAGUAUCAUAGAUCAAGUAUCAGAUGAUUAUCCUAGGGACGAUGCCACAAGUAAAGACUCACAAGGAGGAGGUCCUGGAGACGAGGAGAGUGGAAGUGCAACUGCAGGGAAGUCAUGGGGACAGAAUGUGAGCAGGAGGGGAAUGACUGUUAGACGCAGCCUUGAUGUACUCAGUAGGCAGCUGGAUGCCAUUCAGACUGAAAGAAAUGAACUGAAGAAUGCUCUGUCCUCAAAAGAAAAGGAAAUCUCUGAUCUUAUAAGAUCAAAAGAGAAGAACAGAGACGACCUUCUCUCCAUUACUCAGCACUACCAAGAAAUUUACAAGAAUUUGGUCAACUGGAAAGAGUCACUGACUUCUGAAAAUUCACAACGUCUCCAAGAGCUCCUGGCAGAGAGGGAGUGCAUUCAGGCUGAGUAUGAUGCUCUGGAGAAUGAUUAUGCUUUAGUACAGCUGGAGCUGAGGGCAGCAAGAGAGAGGAUAAGUCGACUAAUGAAUCACCUGGAGAGAAGUGAACAACUGGUGGCAUUCACUCAAGAAGAGAGAGAUGUCUUGCAGAAUAAAGUUGGUCAAUUAGAGGGAGAACUUCAAAGACUAGAAAGGAAGAAGCAGAGGGAUAUGGGUGGAGCUAGUAAAGGACUCACGGCAGGAAGGAGAGACACUGAAGUGGACCAACUAGCAAAACAACUUGAGAAAGCACAGAAAGAGCUCGAGGCCUCAAGAGCUGAGAGUGUUGAGCUCUCCGAGAGACUCACUGUGGCCAGGAGAGAGAGGAACGAGGCACUGGAAGAGAAAGAUGAAAUACUCCGGAAGCAAUACCUUGAAGAACAAAAGAGAAAGAAAUUGGAGAAUGAGUUGAGAGGAAUGUACAAGAAGCUUCAGCAGAUCAAAGACUCUUCAGAGAGUCACUCGAGCGAUGGCUCUUACUCCAUGCACCCGGGAUAUCCUGAGGGCACUGUUGAAGUCAAGAUGGAGGAUUUCACUACCGUCAUACAAGCAUCAGAAGAUAUGGGGAUGAAGUUGGGUCUAGGUAUACUGGUAGUCCAUGUUGAUGAGAAUGGUUUAGCUACUCGGUGUGGCAUUAAGCCAGGGGAUCAGCUCUGUCAGAUUAAUCACAUUACCGUUACAUCUGAUCGUGACCCUCUUGAUCUUUGCAAUCGCCUAUUACACAAUGCUUCAACACUAGUAACUCUCUUGAUCCGUAGACCGGUCGUAUCAUACGAGACUAGCACUGGUACGGGGGUAGGGGGGAACAGCAGGACAAUGACCUCUAACUCUGUACAGACCCUGAGCAUGAUACACCAGACCCCUUCUACUAAUGACGCAAGGAAAGCUUCUACCAUAGGCCGGUUUGCAUUGCCUCUUAACAACUGGGAUGCUGGUAACUCAUUCGUACCCGACUAUCUGGGAUGCUUUCAGCCUACUCCUGCUUCUUCUAAACAGAUGGUUGGUAGCUUGCCAAAUCCAACUCCGAUGAAAUCAGCAUCACCAACACUUGCUUCACUGCCAGGGAGAGCUGAUAUGGUCACACAUGGCUUCAAUAUGUUGAACAAAAGAAGAAAAAUGAAAAAUAAUAAAAGAAAGAACUCAGAAGAUGCCCAGAGCUGUCAUACUUCUUCAUCGGAUGACGAUCAAAUGGAGAUCUCAUUCCCUCCUGAUCUCUCUAGCUCUUUUGAUAACAGCAACACUGGGAUAGUCCAUUCUCCUGAUAACCUCCGCAAGGGAAAGUUUGACUAUCGCUGCUCUAACACCGACGAUGAAGACCUACCUCCUAGCAUCUCCCGUCCAUCAACUUUCAUCACUGACGGAUCCGAUGAUUAUGAACUGGGAGGAAUGGCAACACUUAACGUGAAAGACCCACUGGAUGAUAUUGAUAAAGAGAGUAACAGUUCUUCUAAUAUCAGUCCCUCUCGUCCUCCCUAUCUCCAGCUGUCCAGCACUCCUGCAGAUAUCACUGUCUCUAAGAAGAAGGCAGAGAGCCCAAGACUGAAAAGAGCUGAAGCUAGAAGAUGGAUGGCUAAACACAGAAGAUCACAGUCCCUUGUUGAUAUGAAUGACGUUGCCAAUGCUAUAGUAGUGGAUACCACAGAUCUGAAUACCAGGCGUGUCAUAAUACCCUGGGGUCGUCUGGGCGACGGUAUCUCGUUAGUUGGUGGGCGUGGUCGGGGUAUCUUUAUAUAUUCAGUAAAGGAAGACAGUCGUGGGCUGCAGACUGGAGACGAAGUGUUAAAAAUUGGAGGUGAGUCGGCGAAACACAUGACGUAUUCGGAUGCUGUGAAAACGAUUGAGUUUUAUGCCAGCAAAGGAGACCAGUGUAUGAUAACGGUCCAGAGUAAUCUAGAGGGGUUUAAGAAACUAUCAUCACUCCAAGAUAGAGACUCAUUUUAUGUCAAGACACUCUACAGUCACAAGAAAGCACUGGCCCCCAAGGAGCUGACAUUUGACGAAGGAGAAGUGAUGAGAGUCAUAGACACAAUGCCACCAAUGCCAAACAUGUGGAAAGUGAAGCGUAUUGACGCAUAUGGGAAGGAGACAGAGGAAGGAUACAUAAGCAUUGAGAGCACAAUGGAGAACUGGUCACAGAAAGUCCAAGCUGGCACAACAGCCACCUUCCCCAUUAUAUCGAGAUUCUCACAAAACAGGAGACUCAAUAGUACCCCUGGGCCGGAGGGUUUUCAGUCUCUGCGUAAACCAGGGACCAGCGAAGAACCUUACGACAUGUUCCAGCCAGUCAGGAUGUUAAGAGUCAACUCCCCAAGGCCCGUUAUCAUAAUGGGAGUGUGUGAGAAUGAAGUGAGACAAGCUCUCCUGGAAGACUCUGCCUUCUCUCUGCCUCCAAUAAAGUCCCACACUUCACUCACAAUGCUUAAAGACAAUGAAGGAGCCACUGAUCAUAUCCUCUUAAAGAGGACUGGAGAGAAUGUCCGCUAUUGCAUAGUAUCUGACAUCAAAUCAAUUGCCGACCAAGAUCAACACUGUGUGUUGAUGGUAGAGCCAACACAAUUAAAGAACAAUCGUGCCCUCUCCUCCAUCAAUCCCAUCACUUUAUUGUUAUUCACUAAGAAGAGCAGCACAAUCACCUUCAAGUUCCAAGUAUACAAAUGCUCAUCUGAGACUGUCAGUAAGUAUCUUCAGGAUUUAAAGCAGAUAGAAGAUGAAUACUCGUCUUGUUUUACUGGCAAGAUUGAGAUUAGUGGCGGGUUGGACAACAUUGUCAAACAAGUUAAGAGUGAAAUAGCGUGUCAACAGAAUAUGGUCAUAUGGGAAGAAGAAGACUGAGUCAUUUUUAUUUCAUCAUAAUCAUCAGAAACAAAAUUAAUAAUUAUUAUCAUCUUUCAUUUUUAUUCUUUUAGUGUAAUGGCUGCUGCUUCAGGCAAAA